This is a messenger RNA of Carcharodon carcharias (great white shark), 819 nucleotides long. RefSeq names its product neurexophilin-1-like. The transcript is spliced from 2 exons. Bases 1 to 819 code for a protein of 272 amino acids. Lineage: Eukaryota; Metazoa; Chordata; Chondrichthyes; Lamniformes; Lamnidae. The record is from RefSeq and is a predicted model, not a curated record. Gene Ontology annotation, molecular function: signaling receptor binding.
AUGGCACCAGGGACGUGGAACUUCAAAUAUAUGGAGAGUCCGGAUAAACUGAAGGUUGCUUUUGCACACGGAAGUACAUCAAAUGACACUGAAGAUGUGCAAUCCAGAGGAUCUAAAAGCACACAAAAGCAUGUCUUAAUAAAAAGCAACAAAAUGUCCCCCCUCAGCCAAUGGAUGAUGCAGACUCUGCCAAGCACAGGGAAUUCGACUUUACUGGGAUUUCCAUAUUCCUCGCCAGCCUCUUUCUCCAAACAGGAUCUUUGGGAUUGGUUAGGAAAUGUAUCAGAUCAACGUGAAGACGCCCAGUCCAGAGUCAAGAGACGACCAAUUGUUAAAACUGGGAAAUUUAAGAAAAUGUUUGGCUGGGGCGAUUUUUACUCAAACAUCAAAACCGUGAAAUUAAACCUGCUCAUCACUGGGAAAAUCGUGGACCAUGGAAAUGGUACGUUUAGUGUGUACUUCCGCCACAAUUCCACUGGCCAGGGAAAUAUAUCAGUUAGCCUUGUGCCACCUACAAAAGCGGUCGAAUUUGACCUGGCUCAGCAAACAAUAAUUGACGCCAAAGAUUCAAAAAUAUUUAACUGCCGCGUCGAGUAUGAAAAAAUUGACAGAGCAAAAAAGACUGCACUAUGUAAUUAUGAUCCAUCCAAAACUUGUUACCAGGAACAGACCCAAAGCCAUGUGUCCUGGAUCUGUUCCAAACCCUUUAAGGUCAUAUGUAUCUACAUUUCAUUUUACAGCACAGACUAUAGACUGGUGCAGAAGGUGUGUCCCGAUUAUAACUACCACAGUGACACUCCCUACUUUCCGUCUGGAUGA